Messenger RNA from Cryptomeria japonica (Japanese cedar), 4706 nucleotides. Its product is annotated as putative ABC transporter C family member 15. The transcript has 11 exons. The record is from RefSeq and is a predicted model, not a curated record. NCBI's taxonomy places the organism in Eukaryota, Viridiplantae, Streptophyta, Pinopsida, Cupressales, Cupressaceae. Bases 79 to 4662 code for a protein of 1527 amino acids. Gene Ontology annotation, cellular component: plant-type vacuole; vacuolar membrane. Gene Ontology annotation, molecular function: ATP binding; ABC-type transporter activity; ATP hydrolysis activity. Gene Ontology annotation, biological process: transmembrane transport.
UCAACACAAACACAGAGGAGCUCGACACAAAGAACAGAGAAGCUCAUGCCGACACUAACAACAACAGAGGAAUAGCUCAUGCCAAUUGCCGCCAUGAAAUUGAUGGAGUCCAUUUGGGCAACACAGUUGAUGCGACUGGGUGGAUAUAGGAAAUGGGAAGAACUUGCAGACAGUGUUUUUGGGGUUACCAUGCGGCAUGCAUUUGCAAUUGUACUUCAUCUGGUCUUUGUUGUUUGUCUUGGCCUUCCCCUUUUCUGGAAAAUGUGUAGAUUUUGCACACAAAGGCCUGAAUCCUCUGUUUUGAAACCUACCCGUUCCAAAAAGUUGCAAUUGGGGGUUAUGCAUAAAGUGGCCCUAGUGAGUUGUAUUUCUCUAUCAGUGUUGUAUAUCUUACUUGGAAUAUGGAGCCCUUUAUACUGGUGGCUGAAGGAAUGGCCUAAAGAUUUUGGAGCCGAAGGAGAGUAUGUUUUUCAGGCUAUGGCUUGGGCUAUAAUCUCAGGUUAUGCAUAUUAUUCUCUCACAAAAGAAAUUAAUGAGAGAUUCCCACUUUUACUUCGCAUGUGGUGGAUGUUGUCAUUGAUUCUUUAUGCAUUCUUCCUGUUCCUCAAUAUUCAAGAGUUCAAGCAGCGAAAACGCAUUACCCUGAGUAUUGUGGUUGAAAUUCUGGCUCUUUUUAUUUCAGCCUUUCUGAGUUAUGCCAGUUUUUUUGACAAAACUGUUGAGGGUUCCUUAACUCAAAGCAUUGAAGAACCUCUGUUGAAUACUAUUCCAGAAAAUUCUGAAAACCCUAAGCCAAAAGUCACUCCUUAUGCAACAGCAAGCUUUCUCAGCCGGAUGUCAUUUUCUUGGAUGAAGCCUUUGCUUGAUGUUGGGCAUGAGAAAGUUUUGGACAUAGAUGAUGUACCUCAAGUUGCAGAUUUCCACAAGGCUAACCACGUUUACCAUAAAUUUAGAAACCAGUUAGAUGCUAAAGGAAAUGGUGCCAGUGCCUUUACUAUAGCAAAAAUGGUAGUUUUCAUUGUUCAGAAGGAUCUACUCUUUACAGCAUUCCUGGCAGUAAUGAAUUCUUGUUCAUCAUAUGUAGGUCCUUAUUUUAUAGAUAACUUUGUUCAGUGUCUUUCUGGAAAGGAACAGUUUGCUAGUGAAGGCAUUGUUCUAGCUUGUGCGUUUCUUCUUGCCAAGGUAGUGGAAUCUUUGUCACAAAGGCACUUGUUUUUCAAAGCAGUUCACAUAGGCAUAAGGGUUAAGGCAGCAUUGACGGCUGCUAUAUACAAGAAGGUCUUCAUGAUUUCAUGCCAGUCAAGAGAAAAGCAUACAAGUGGCGAGAUAAUCAAUUACAUGAGUGUUGAUGCUCAGCGUAUUGGAGAGUUCAGUCGGUAUGUUCAUGAUAUAUGGAUAGCACCUUUGCAAGUUCUUCUGGCCCUGGUUAUUCUAUAUCAGCACUUGGGAUUGGCCUUCCUUUCAGGAGUGGCAACCACGGUGCUAUUAAUGAUGGUAAAUUUUCCCCUAGGGAAAAUGCAAAAAGAAUAUAACAUAAAGAUAAUGGAAGCAAAAGAUAAAAGGCUGAAGGCUACCUCCGAAAUAUUGAGAAAUAUGAAAAUCCUAAAAUUGCAAGCGUGGGAGACCAGAUUUCUGCUGAAACUUGAAACAUUAAGGAAGGAAGAAUGUAAUUGGCUGAAAAAAAUAUUUUUUGGGCUUGCUGGGAUAUUAUUUUUCUUUUGGGGAGCUCCUGCAUUUGUAUCUGUUGUAACUUUUGGUACAUGUGCAAUCACGGGAGUUCCUUUGACCACAGGCAGGAUUCUCUCUGCACUUGCAACUUUUAGGAUACUCCAGGAACCUAUAUACAGACUUCCUGACUUAAUCUCCAUGAUUGCUCAAACUAGAGUGUCAUUAGAUCGUAUAGCUGAGUUUUUGCAGCAGGAGGAGCUGCAACCAGAUACAGUAAAACAAGUAUCUAAAGAUUUAACCGAAAUGGCAAUUGAGAUCCAAGAAGGGGCGUUCUCUUGGGAUCCUGCUGCCCGUAGUCCAACCAUAAGAGGCUUAGAUGUUCAAGUAAACAGAGGUAUGAGGGUUGCAGUGUGUGGAACAGUUGGUUCAGGCAAAUCAAGUCUCCUAUCGUGUAUACUAGGUGAAAUACCCAAAAUUUCAGGAUCUGUCAAGAUAAGUGGUACCAAGGCAUAUGUUAGCCAGUCUCCAUGGAUACAAAGUGGAAAAAUUAAAGACAAUAUUCUCUUUGGGAGGGAAUGGGAGAAAACCAGGUAUGAGAGUGUACUGCAGGCUUGUGCAUUUAAAAAAGAUCUUGAAUUGUUCCCUUAUGGGGACCAAACAGAAAUUGGAGAAAGAGGGAUAAAUCUUAGUGGUGGACAAAAGCAAAGGAUACAGAUUGCCCGUGCUUUAUAUCAAGAUGCUGAUAUUUAUCUUUUUGAUGAUCCUUUUAGUGCUGUUGAUGCUCACACGGGGACACACAUUUUUCGGGAAUGUUUACUUCAUAUUUUGGGUUCCAAAACUGUCAUCUAUGUAACUCACCAAGUGGAAUUUUUAUAUGCAGCUGACCUCAUUUUGGUAAUGCGAGAUGGUGAGAUUACCCAGGCUGGAAAAUAUGAGGAUAUAUUACAAUCAAGGACAGAUUUUGAAGAAUUGGUUGGUGCACAUCAGAAGGCAUUGAAAUCUGUCGAUGCCAUGGAGAAUUCUGAGUACUUCUCAUCACAGGUGCUUAUUGAAGGACAAUCUACUGGUAAUACAACUAGCGUGAAAGAUGUUAACAAUCAAAAGCUCCAGACGCAGGACAGUGGCCAAAAAUCAAAAGAGGUAAAAGAUCUUGAAUCAAAAACUCACAGCGAGAAAGAAAUAGAUGAAGGGGUCAAAAGUUCACAGCUUGUGCAACAAGAAGAAAAGGAGAAAGGUAGGGUAAGUAUGUGGGUAUACUGGUCUUACAUCACCUCUGCGUACAAAGGUGCUUUGAUACCCAUCAUCUUAUUGACACACACAGCAUUUCAGCUACUUGAAAUAGGUAGCAGUUACUGGAUGGCAUGGGCAACCCCUUUGACUGAAGAUCAAAAGCCCCCAGUUAGCAAGCCCCUCCUCAUUCUGGUUUAUAUGACUUUGGCAUUAUGCAGUGCAUUAUUCAUUCUCGUGAGGACCAUCCUGCUUUGUCUCUCUGGAUUUAAAAGUGCCAAACAACUUUUCAGUGAUAUGCAUAGCUGUAUAUUUCGUGCACCAAUGUCCUUCUUCGAUACAACUCCAACUGGGCGUAUACUAAAUCGGGCAUCAGCAGAUCAGAGAACAGUGGAUCAAGUUAUUCCUUUUCAACUGGGAGGUGUAGCUUUUUCACUUAUACAGCUUUUGGGAAUUGUGGCAGUCAUGUCUCAGGUUGCUUGGCAGGUCUUUAUUAUGUUUAUACCAGUUCUUGCAAUUUGUAUAUGGUAUCAGCAAUAUUACCUAGUGACAUCUAGGGAACUUUCUAGGUUGGUUGGAGUAAGUAAAGCUCCUAUCAUACAACAUUUCGCAGAAUCAAUUUCUGGGGCAAUCACAAUCCGAAGUUUUGACCAGGAAUCUAGAUUCAUGAAAACAAAUCUACAUUUGAUUGAUGGGCUUUCCAGACCCAGUUUCCACAUGUCUGGGGCUAUGGAAUGGCUUUGCUUUCGGCUGGAUCUUUUAUCAAAUCUCGUGUUUGUGUUCUCUAUGGUGCUCCUGCUUUGCUUGCCAGAAAGUGUAGUCAAUCCAAGCAUUGCAGGCUUGGGAAUAACAUACGGGCUGAAUCUGAACCUUACACAAACCUGGGUGAUAUGGAGCCUUUGUAAUUUGGAAAACAAUAUGAUCUCUGUAGAAAGAAUGGUGCAGUACUCACGGAUACCUAGCGAACCUCCAUUGGUCAUAGAGAAUUCUAGACCAAGCUCUUGCUGGCCAUCUAGAGGAACAAUUGAUAUCACUGAUCUUCAGGUGCGGUAUGGGCCACAUCUCCCACUAGUUUUAAGAGGAAUUUCAUGCAUUUUCCCUGGAGGGAAGAAAGUGGGAAUUGUAGGACGGACAGGCUGCGGGAAAUCUACUCUGAUCCAAUCACUCUUUCGAAUUGUAGAUCCAGUAGGAGGCAGAAUAGCCAUCGAUGGAAUUGAUAUCUUGACAAUAGGCCUUCACGAUCUAAGAUCCAGAAUAAGUAUUAUCCCACAAGACCCAACAAUGUUUGAAGGCAGUAUAAGAAAUAAUCUAGAUCCUUUGGGAGACUAUUCAGAUGACGAGAUUUGGAAGGCUUUGGAGAAAUGCCAGCUGGGGGAAGUUGUACGGGGAAAAGAAGAGAAGCUUGAUUCUCCCGUGACUGAGAAUGGAGAGAACUGGAGUGUGGGGCAAAGGCAGCUUGUGUGCUUGGGAAGGGUACUGCUAAAGAAAAGCCGCAUACUGGUACUGGAUGAAGCAACUGCCUCAGUGGACACUGCAACAGAUGGGCUUAUUCAACAAACAAUUCGGAACCAAUUUAGUGACUGCACGGUCAUAACCAUAGCACAUCGAAUUCCAUCCGUCUGUGAUAGUGACCUGGUACUCGUAUUGAGUGAUGGGAAUAUUGCUGAAUAUGACUCUCCAACCAAACUCUUGGAGAACAAAUCUUCAGCAUUUGCGAAACUUGUUUCAGAGUACACUAUAAGGGGAAGUAAUAUUGAGGGAAAAUAGGUGGUCUGAUAAUGUAGUACAUGGGAAAGCAAAUUCUGAUUAGU